Ambispora leptoticha is the source of this 624-nucleotide messenger RNA. NCBI's taxonomy places the organism in Eukaryota, Fungi, Glomeromycota, Glomeromycetes, Archaeosporales, Ambisporaceae. The record is from the annotation of a GenBank genome assembly.
AUGAAACGGAGUUUCUCUUUAUAUGAACGACAUGAGCAACAGCCCGGAGGAGGAGGUAGUUGUGGCAAUUGUAAGGAAUGCAUAGAGAGAGAACAAGAAAGAGAAAGAAUGAGGUACCAAAAUAAUUACGGUUACAUAUUGGAAAGUGGAAACGGUGAAGCGAUACAAACUUCUUCCGUGAAAGGAAAAGGACGAUUGGAAUUUGGUAAUAAUGAGAUUAAAAACCAGACAAGUAACAAUAAUCCUACAUCAAUGACGACGAAUUCUAUUCUCAGUAACUAUAACUACAACCCUCACCAUAAUUUCUCAACACCUUAUACAUCCAUGUACACGCCUUCUUCGACUACGUCUGCCAAUUUAUUAUAUACAAACACGAAUCUAAAAAGAAAUCCGUCGCCUCAAUACAAUAAAGAUAAUAUGAUGCUAAUAUCGGAUAUCUCUGAAGAAAGGAAGUUUCCGUUUGAAUCAAUGUCAACAUCAUCACCAACAUCAAUUUCCCCGCACACACAUUCUAAUAAUAUGGACAUUUUGUCGGCGACGAAUAUGAUGAAAGAGGAGAAUGAUAACGGUGGAUGGGAAGAUGAUUGUGACGAAGAUGAUGUUGAUCCGUGGGAGUUGGAAUGA